Molecule: messenger RNA, 842 nt
Organism: Mycena indigotica
Lineage: Eukaryota; Fungi; Basidiomycota; Agaricomycetes; Agaricales; Mycenaceae
Exons: 3
Coding region: 1-411 (136 amino acids)
Source: RefSeq, a predicted model, not a curated record
AUGUGCUCUCCCCACCCGCUGCUGCGCUCGUCGAUGGACGCGCCGGGCUUAGCAUCGCCCAUUCUCUUCUCCUCGCUGUCGCUGUCGCUGCCGGUGACGGUGACGGUGACAAUUGGGCUCGGCGGCAGUGUAGACGACGUCCUUCUCGACGACGGGCGCACGGUGCGUCUGCGAUUUAUCCGUCGCCACGAGCAGCUCUUCACGCCUCCCUCAUCAGACGGCCUUUUCAGCGCCGAAGUAACGGCGGGGUCUGGUCUCGGUGCAGCCUUCCAACUACAGGAGAUCCGGGUCAGGGUGUAUGCAACGCACACGCGCGACACGGGACACGCUAUGGCAGACCAGAUCGCGUUCAAUAUCAUUUCGACUCGGAUUCGUGCCGCGCAGGCUACGUCACUCUGCGCCAACCUCUAAUACACAACCGUCAUUCACCCUCAGGCUCGAGCGACAGCGCGUUAUCCUCCAACGGCCCGCGACCCACUUGUGCAUUCCAAUUUCCUGCGCGAAGCUCCGAAUACACACCAUCCCUUCUUCAAAUCCCCACUUUCUCCCAUUUGGUAUCUGUCGUCCUUCUCACCCUCCAAGGCUCCAAUUGGGACACUAUUGCGGCCGGAAGCAUCUACAGCAAUAUCACUGCCAGGCUUAAUUCCCUUGCCCUUGCUGAUUUCUUCGGCUCGCCUUCUUCCGGUUCUACGCAGACUCGGACUGCCUUCGAUAAGCGGUCUGCCCAAGUCAAUGGUCGAUUGUGGCAUGAUAUCGGGGGGUGCGGAUCAUGCGAGGGAGGUAUCGACCGUAAUAAGCGGUGUUGCUCGAUGCAGAAAGUGAAGAACAGCUAUUCCGAAUGA